Messenger RNA from Hemibagrus wyckioides, 7223 nucleotides. It is a transcript of the gene bmp1a, whose product is annotated as bone morphogenetic protein 1a. Lineage: Eukaryota; Metazoa; Chordata; Actinopteri; Siluriformes; Bagridae. Gene Ontology annotation, biological process: proteolysis. Bases 122 to 3061 code for a protein of 979 amino acids. The transcript is spliced from 20 exons. The record is from RefSeq and is a predicted model, not a curated record. Gene Ontology annotation, molecular function: calcium ion binding; metalloendopeptidase activity; zinc ion binding.
UUUUCCCCCCAACCCUCCCUCCUUCUCUCAUCUGUCUCUCCAAGUAGUCUUUUCCUCUGAGCGCUGCUGCUGCUGCUGCUGCGUGUCUCACCGUGUCGUCCCUCCGCUGGCUCUCUGGAUCAUGGAGCUCGCGACGCGCUGCUUGUUGCUGCUCGCGAGCCUCGGCGCGGCUUCCGCGGCCACCGACUGGGACGCGGCGGCGGAGCCGGGCUACUACUACGACAAGGCGAUGAUGAGUUCUUCAGAAGCGAUCGACUACAAAGACCCGUGCAAAGCCGUGGCCUAUCUGGGGGACAUAGCGCUGGACGAAGAGGACAUGCGAAUGUUUAAAGUGGACCGAAUUGUAGAUGCCGUCCAGAAAACGGUGAUCAACCUCAACCACACGGACACGGCCAAUCAAACGAGCCCAAACACUGGCAGGUCCAAUCAGCAGACCGCCUCACGGCGCACAAAGCGGGCGGCGACGUCCCGCCCUGAGAGGGUGUGGCCCGAAGGUGUCAUCCCUUAUGUCAUAAGCGGCAACUUUAGUGGUAGUCAAAGGGCCAUCUUCAGGCAGGCUAUGAGACACUGGGAGAAACACACGUGUGUGACGUUCAUCGAGAGAACCACAGAGGACAGCUACAUCGUCUUCACCUACCGGCCGUGUGGGUGUUGUUCGUAUGUGGGCCGCAGGGGAGGAGGACCUCAGGCUAUUUCCAUCGGCAAAAACUGUGACAAGUUUGGAAUCGUGGUGCAUGAGCUCGGGCAUGUGAUCGGAUUCUGGCACGAGCACACGAGGCCGGACCGAGACGACCACGUCAGCAUUAUACGGGACAACAUCCAGCCUGGACAGGAGUACAACUUCUUGAAGAUGGAGCCCGGUGAAGUGGACUCUCUAGGGGAAGUCUAUGACUUUGACAGCAUUAUGCACUACGCCAGAAACACAUUUUCCAGAGGGAUUUUCCUGGACACUAUCCUACCGAGAUACGACAUAAACGGCGUCCGUCCACCCAUCGGUCAGAGAACCAGGCUGAGCAAAGGAGACAUCGCACAGGCACGCAAACUUUACAAGUGUCCAAGAUGUGGAGACAGUCUGCAGGACAGCAGUGGGAACUUCUCCUCUCCCGGGUUCCCCAACGGCUACUCGGCGUACAUGCACUGUAUCUGGAGAAUCUCAGUCACGCCAGGCGAAAAGAUAAUUCUCAAUUUCACCUCCAUGGAUCUAUAUCGCAGUCAUCUGUGCUGGUAUGAUCACGUGGAGAUCAGAGAUGGAUACUGGAGGAAAGCCCCACUCAAAGGUCGAUUCUGCGGAGACAAGCUUCCUGAGCCGAUCAUUUCGACAGACAGUCGUUUGUGGAUCGAGUUCAGGAGCAGCAGCAACUGGGUGGGCAAAGGCUUCUCGGCCGUGUACGAAGCGAUCUGUGGUGGUGAAGUGAAGAAGGAUAAUGGGCAGAUCCAGUCUCCUAACUACCCAGACGACUACAGACCCAAUAAAGUCUGUGUUUGGAAGAUCACUGUCGCUCAGGGCUACCAUGUAGGCCUCACCUUCCAGUCAUUUGAAAUCGAGAGGCACGAUAGCUGUGCUUAUGACUAUCUAGAAGUUCGUGAUGGGAACUCGGAAAACAGCCCGCUGCUGGGACGCUUCUGCGGCUACGACAAGCCAGAUGACAUCAAGAGCAGCUCCAACCAGCUGUGGAUGAAGUUUGUGUCCGAUGGCUCAGUCAACAAAGCCGGGUUCGCUGCCAAUUUCUUCAAAGAAAUGGAUGAAUGUUCGAGGCCAGACAACGGUCGCUGUGAGCAACGCUGUGUAAACACACUAGGCAGUUAUAAGUGUGCGUGUGAUCCAGGCUUCGAGCUGGCCGCAGACAAACGAAGCUGUGAGGCUGCAUGCGGCGGCUUCAUCACCAAGCUGAACGGCUCCAUCACCAGUCCCGGCUGGCCUCGCGAGUACCCGCCAAACAAGAACUGCGUCUGGCAGCUGGUGGCACCCACGCAGUACCGCAUCACGCUGCUCUUCGACGUCUUCGAGACCGAGGGCAACGAUGUGUGCAAGUACGACUUUGUAGAGGUCAGAAGCGGACUUUCAGCAGACUCCAGGCUACAUGGCAAGUUCUGCGGAGCCGAGAAACCAGAGACCAUCACGUCUCAAUACAACAACAUGCGCAUCGAGUUCAAAUCGGACAACACAGUCUCCAAGAAGGGCUUUAAGGCCCAGUUUUUCUCAGAUAAGGACGAGUGCUCGAAGGAGAACGGUGGCUGCCAACACGAGUGUGUGAACACUUUUGGGAGCUACAGCUGCCAGUGCAGGAGUGGAUUUGUCCUGCAUGAAAAUAAACAUGACUGCAAAGAAGCCGGCUGUGAUCACACGGUGAACAGUGUGAGUGGAAUCAUCACCAGUCCCAACUGGCCUGAUAAAUACCCCAGUAAGAAAGCGUGCACAUGGGCUCUCUCCACCACACCGGGGCAUCGCAUCAAAAUCGCUUUCAAUGAAAUCGACAUGGAGCCUCAUUUAGAGUGCGCGUACGAUCACAUCGAGAUCUACGACGGACGUGACGGGAAAGCGCCCAGCCUGGGACGCUACUGCGGCUCCAAGAAACCUCCUCCGGUCACAUCGAGCGGGAACAAGAUGUUCAUCCGUUUCUUCUCUGACAACUCUGUGCAGAAGAAAGGAUUCGAGGCCUCGCAUACUGCAGAGUGCGGAGGUCAAUUGAAAGCUGAGGUGAAAACCAAAGACCUCUACUCACACGCCCAGUUUGGAGACAACAACUACCCCGGUGCAUCAGACUGCCAGUGGGUGAUCUCAGCCGAGAAGGGUUACGGUGUUGAGCUCAUCUUCCAGACGUUUGAGAUCGAAGAGGAAGCAGACUGUGGUUACGACUACAUGGAACUGUUCGACGGAUCCGACAACAAGGCCCCAAGGCUUGGCCGCUACUGCGGAUCAGGGCCUCCUGAAGAGAUCUACUCGGCCGGCGACUCCAUCGUCAUUAAGUUCCGAUCAGACGACACCAUCAACAAGAAAGGCUUCCACGUGCGCUACACCAGCACCAAGUUCCAGGACACGCUGCACUCGCGGAAGAAGUGACCCCUAGUGGCCGGGAGGGGCCGCGCAGGGCCCAGGGGGAGGAGUCGAGGCGCCAGGCGGAGGGCGCAACCCGUCGCUCGGAGCCCCCCGGCCGCCAAUGCCAGCCGCAAGAACGAUGCCAACCGCACCUCAGUAGCUCGCAGGGGCUCUGGCGCCCCCUACUGACUGUGAGGAGUAAAGCCAUUCCGCAGUAGACCUUGUUUUUACCUUUUUUAUGAUUAAUGAUUGGGGGCGGAGUUUGGGGUAGGAAGAGAGGGGACUAUAUUUGGAUUAGAGGAAUAUUUGGGCUGUAAGUGGAUCAUGGAUUGGGGGCAUGAAUAGAGGAGCGUAGAAGAUCAGUAUAUGAUCACCCUUGGAUUCUUGUUUUGUUUUGUUUUUUUUAAAAUGAGCCGAAAUGCAAUUUCAACACACGCACACACACACACACACACACACACACACACACACACACUGAGGGCCUGCAGGAUCGCAAGCAGGAUGUGAUGGAGCAUCCAGGUCUCAUCGAGCCAGACAGCAACACCACAAAUGGAGAAAGAAAGGAUUGAUGGCUGGAAGAAUUAAAAGGUGGAUCAAUGUUUUGUUUUUUUUCUUCCCAGGGCAUUAUGGGAAACCUCCAUCUUUUUCACACACACACACACACACACGCACACACACAAUUGUGCCCGGCUGGUUUGAAAUCCACUACUUGAGUUACUGACGCUGUUUGUCAGACAGAUGCAUGUAACAACAGGAAAAAACAAAACAGAACAGCAAACGGGCCAUUUUUUGUGACUGCACAAGCCUUUGUAAUAUUUUUUUUCCUGGCUAGCCAUCCAGGAAGCUUCCUUCCAUAUUAGCGUUAUUGAGGAAAGUUUAAAAGAAAAAAAAAGAAAAGAAAAAAAAGACGCAGUUAUCGUAUUAAAAUAUUAAAAAAUGAAAUGUGGCCCAUGUCUGAUGGCUGUUAAUUGCUUUUCCAUAAAAAAGGUGCAAAAAUGUGAUUAUUUUGACCUUAAAUACACAAUCUUUAUAAGCUUCUGUUAAUAUGUUUCUGUCCCCAAAUCAUGCUAGUAAUUCAAUAAGCUGUGGGUUCUUUCAUAUCACGAGCAAUUUCUAUUCCUCAAAUGAAAUGCAGUGCAUAUAAUUUAUUUCAGCUGUUGGAAUUACAUAAUACUUGUCUCUCUCUCUCUCUCGCUCUCUUUCUCUCUCUCUCUCACACUGCCUGCUUGCAUCUCAUCUCUCUCUCUGUCUGUCUGUCUCUCUCUCAGCCUGCUUGCAUUUCUCUCUCUCUCUCUCUCUCUCUCUCUCUCUCUCUCUCUCUCUCUCUGCCUGCUUGUAUUUCUCUCUCUCUCUCUCUCUCUCUCUCUCUCUGCCUGCUUGUAUUUCUCUCUCUCUCUCUCUCUCUCUCUCUCUGCCUGCUUGCAUUUCUCUCUCUCUCUCUCUCUCUCUCUCUCUCCCAUUCAUUACCUCGAUUCCAUAUUACAUGCUUCUCCGUCGUUGUUUCCUAGAAAAUAUUCUGUACACUCUUCUUAAAGUCUCAAAGUCGUAGCGCUUCCCAUAAACUUUAUUGAAUUGCUUGUUCUGUUCUCUUCCAUCACAUUUAUAAUUCAGUAGUAUGUAACACACAGUUUUAACGUACCCCCGAACAUCCUUGUGUUUUUCUUUUUGUUUGUUUUGAUUUUCUUUUUUAAGCAGCUAACUCCUUGUUGAUGUCUUUCCUGAUUGUUCUUUGGGACUAAUGAAUUAGCAGAAAAAUCUGUCAGUGCUUCUGUCAAAUACUGAACUGGCAAGUAUUAUGUAUGAGCUCAGUUUGUCAGUGUGACAAAAUAAUUAGAAUAAGUAGAAAAUGACUCGGUAAAUGCUAGCUGCAGAACCUGCAUGCUAAACUAUCCAGCUAGCUAGCUAAAUUUGCUAAUGUUUGUGAUGAUAUUUUGACUUCUGUUGAAUUGAAUUUGACCAUGUAACUGAAGUUACUGAAACUAGAUCUCAUUCUUGUCUACCUGAGGCAAACACAAGCUAGUUUUACGCCAGUUGACUAGCCAGCUAGCUACUUUAGCUAAUGUUGCCGAUCUUUCUUGUCAGGCUUGGCUUUUGUUAAAUAAAUCUGUGAGAAUAUGACCACGUGAAUCAAGACUCAAAUACUCAAACUUGAUCUUAUUCAUGUGUCUACCUGAGACAAACGUGAGCUAGCUGCCUAGCUCUAGCCAGCUAGCUAACUUAGCCAGUGUUACUGAUAUAUUUUGGUGUUGAGUGUAACCAUGUAAAUCAAGACUCGGAUACUGAAACUUGAUCUCACAUUUCUCUACCUGAGGCAAAUGCUAGCUUUCUAGCUAGCUUAGCUAAUGUUAUCGAUAUGACGAUGUAAAUGAGGACAGUGAAACUUGCGAUUACUUGUGUCUACCUGAGGUAAAUGUUAUUUAACUAGCUGGCUAGCUACAUUAACUAGACAUAUUUUGGCAGGUUUGCCUACAAGUUAUAUCAGUUACAAUUUGUAAAUCAAGACCCCAGAUACGGAAACUUGAUCUCACUCAUGUAUCUACCUGAGCUAGCCAGCUAGCUAACCUAUCUAACCUUGCUAAAAUGUUUGCCUACUGUUAAAUACAUUUGCGAGUGUAUGACGAUGUAAAUCAAGACUCAGAUACUGAACCUUGAUCUCACUGGUGAGACAAAUGUGUGCUAGGAUUCUAGCAGUAUUCUGUGUAACUAGCCAUCUGUGUAACUCGGUUAACAUUUUACUCACGUACUUUAUAGUGGGUUUGCUUCUUGUAUCUUGUAAAUGAAUCUAUUUGGAGCAUAAUAUUGUGGAUACUGAAACCUCAUCUCAUUCUUAUGUCAACCUUGAGACAAAGGUGAGCUGAUUUUCUUAUUAGCCAGCUAGCAGGAGGACAUGAUGGCUAGAGGCUUAGCGAUGUUCUAAGCCGUUUUAGCUGUUUUAAAACACAUUCAACAAUGCAUUAUUCGAUUUCGCUGUUCGGGGGUACUUUAAAUGUAUGUGGUGAAGCUGAACUGGAUUCAGAUUCAGUUCCAGUGUACAAAGUGUGAAACGGAUGUGAAGAUAGAGGUUUUGCCUCCUCAUAUGUCAGUUGCAUUUUUUUUGUGGUAUACCUCAGGCUUCAGAUAUUAUUAUUAUUAUUAUUAUUAUUAUUAUUAUUAUUGUUAUUAUUAUUAUUAUUAUUGGUCUAGGCCCAGCUUUGUCCAACAACUAACAUAUAUGAACAAGGACCAACAUAGUACCUCAGUGAAGAAGAGCAAUGCUGAGUGGUGCUUCUGCAAAAAUGAGCCUAAGCAGUUUUAUGGACUUAGCACUUGGCAUAUGUUUAUAUAUAUAUAUAUAUAUAUACACAAACAGUGCAGAUUUAUCGAUCAUUAAAAGCAUUAUAUCUAGCUCAGUUUCUCAUGAUUUGUAUGGUUCUAAGACACACAGCAUGUUGAGUUGUUGAGACGUUACUGAGGGCAGUUGCUAAGCGUUUUAAGACUCGUUGCUUCCCCGCUUUGCAGUAUUGAUUCACAUGUCAGGCAGUUGCUACAAAAUGUAGCUCAACAUCCUCCAGUAAUGGUACAGGUGUACCAACUGUUCUUUCCUUUUCUCACUCAUUCCAAUCUUGUGUUUUCCAGUCAUCCAAUCUCGAUGCAAUUUGUCCGAGCCCUUUUCAGGGGCAGAAGCUGAUUACAAGGCCUGUCAGGCUGGUGAAGGUGUGUGUGUGUGUGUGUACUUGUGUGUGAGAAGGUACACAGACCUUGCCUAAUUGGUCUGGAGCGUGCCAGCCUGAGACUGAGCCUCCUUCUGAAUUAUUUACCAACCAGCCACAAUUUUUUUUGUUGUUUUUUUUUUGUGUUUUUCUUCUCCUCCAGAAAUCCUUUAGAAGGCACCUGGCAAAUGUACUUUCAUCUCAUGCUAUGAUCUUAUUUCUCACCGUCGGUGUGUGUCACAUCUUCCGAAUUCUUUGAGUCUCAGGUUCAGGCUUUAUUCUUCCUCUGACUCACUUUGGGACCUGCUUGAUUCCAUUUACUUGACUGUCACCCCUUGGGGGCGAACUGGUACAUGGGUUGAGGAGGUGAACAGCUUUUCAAUAGAAAAGUCAUAGAGUAUGAAUAGCAAUGUCAAAAAGGAAUUUGAAUUAAAAAAAGAAAAAAAAAAAGUGCUACUUCCCUCACCUCGUAUACAGACAGUUCUGAUCCCUGCUUU